GGUUGCAGUUUGGCUGGAACGUAUGCCCCAGGAAAGAACCAGUUUGUUCUGAAUGUUUAAAUAGACAGUCUGCUAAUUAUGGCAGUCAGUUUACAUGGCUUCACGACUUGUACAAUUCUCAGCUUACUGAUCAUUGGAUUAUGUAUCGCUAGAUCGGUAGGACGAUACAAGCGAGCUCCUUUUUGCAUUAAUAAUGAGGAAGGUCCUAUGUCAUUUCUUUGGUCUGUCAAGAAGGAUCCGCCUUCAUAUUUUUUCGGCACGAUUCACGUCCCAUACACGAGGGUGUGGGAUCACAUUCCUGCCAGUGCCAAACAUGCCUUUAAACAAUCUGACAACGUGUUCUUUGAGUUGGACAUGAUGGAUCCAUAUACAUUCAGCGCUUUGAGUAACUGCCAGCUACUUCCACAGGGAAGAAACUUGGUUGAUGUGCUUCCAGAGGACCUCUAUCAACGGUUAAAAAGUCACCUGGAUUACGUGAAAGUCACAUUACCUUCGUGGCUGACUGCUGACCAGAGAAGUCGGGGAUUGUAUGCAGAUUAUAUCUUCAACAUGAUGACUUUUAAUUGGGAAAGAAAACGGCCAGUCUGGGUGAUGCUAAUGGUGAACUCUUUAACUGAAAGCGACGUCAAGACACGAGGAAUUCCCGUGUUAGACCUUUACCUUGCUCAGGAAGCUGAGAAGUUGAAUAAACAAACAGGAGCCGUGGAGCAUCCUGAGGAACAAUGUCUGCCGCUUAAUGGCCUUAAUUUCUCUCAGGUAAUUUUUGCUUUAAAUCAUACUCUCUUCCAACACGAAAACAUACGGAAUGGAGGCGUUCAACUGACGUACACGACGGAGGACUUAAUCAAACAUUACAACUGUGGAGACUUGAACUCUGUGAUCUUCAGACAGGACACAAUUUCUGUGCCAUAUCUAGUAAAUACUUCGCUGCUCUUAAGCGACAAAUCUAUUGCCAAUGCUAUCGACGAGUAUUUUAAAAACGAACUGAUAUUUAAGCGGAAUAAAAAUAUGGCUGAGAGAGUGAUUGAAUUACUGAAUGCAUAUCCAGAUGAGAGUUUCUUCUUUGCAUUUGGUGCUGGCCAUUUUCUAGGGAAUGAUACAAUUUUAGAUUUCAUGAAAAAUAUUGGAUAUGAAAUUGAACAUAUUCCAGCCAAUAAAAAAUUCACUCGGGGGAGGAAUCAUGGGAGCAAGGAAAGUCACUGGUUAUGGGUUCAAGUGCCCCACACGCCAGGAUUCAGCAGUAAGUUCAAGCUAUUGGAUAACGAGGAGGCUAAGAAUGCCAACGGUUUUCAAAUUUCAAACAGAGAUCAGCCACAACACGGAGACAACAAUCGCCAGUCUGACCUGCACUGGGAAAGUAUUAGAUUGCAGCGAACAACUCAUAAACCUUCUACAUUAAAGCCAAGAGAAAAAUUCAAGGACUUAUGGGUCAGACUGGAUACUAUGACAACCAGGCCCCCAAGAAUACUACCUCAACAAAAUCCGAACACUGACGCACAAGGAGUAGAAAAGUCGUUGCAUCUUUGGUAUGGGUUUACCAGCGGUGGCGCUGGAAUAGUAUAUGAGCUACAAAUUCUUCACUGUAUGUUGCUUCUUUUUGCUUGGUGGAUUUUUUAGAAAAAAAAAAGGAAUAUGUAGCUAAAAAUGAACUAGAAGACUGUUUUCUAUUUGGUUGAAAAACUUUAAAAUCAAUCUUAAGUUAUAAGUAAAAUCUGAAACCUCAAA
Molecule: messenger RNA, 1725 nt
Organism: Limulus polyphemus (Atlantic horseshoe crab)
Lineage: Eukaryota; Metazoa; Arthropoda; Merostomata; Xiphosura; Limulidae
Product: metalloprotease TIKI1-like
Exons: 7
Coding region: 79-1617 (512 amino acids)
Biological process (GO): negative regulation of Wnt signaling pathway
Cellular component (GO): membrane
Molecular function (GO): metalloendopeptidase activity
Source: RefSeq, a predicted model, not a curated record